Molecule: messenger RNA, 430 nt
Organism: Nicotiana tabacum (common tobacco)
Lineage: Eukaryota; Viridiplantae; Streptophyta; Magnoliopsida; Solanales; Solanaceae
Source: RefSeq, a predicted model, not a curated record
UUCUCGAUUGUGAUGGCCCUAAAAUAUCGUGGAGAUGCCGUACUAGGUGGUCUAUAUUCUGGGGUUAAUACAAAGCAUAUAAUCCCGACGAGCAAAAUGGUAGAAGAGUACAGUGGGCUAAAGCUGCAGCCACAUAAGGCCAUUGUUGGAGCUAAUAAAUUUUCUCAUGAGAGUGGCAUCCAUCAGGAUGGAGUGUUAAAGAACAGAGACACAUGUGAGUUUGUAUCCCCUGAAGAUGUUGUGUUUCAUCGUGCUACUGAACACGGUAUUAGUCUGGGAAGACUCAGUGGGCGCCAUGCAUUGAAAUCCAAAAUGCUUGAGAAAAUUACAGAGGAAGACCUAAGAGCACUUGUAUCUGAUAAAGGUUUCCAGUCUCAAGUUGCUUGACAACUUGAAAAUGUCAGUACAGCAAAUGAAAUUAUUUAUCUGA